Molecule: messenger RNA, 5417 nt
Organism: Nasonia vitripennis (jewel wasp)
Lineage: Eukaryota; Metazoa; Arthropoda; Insecta; Hymenoptera; Pteromalidae
Product: F-BAR domain only protein 2
Exons: 14
Coding region: 388-3399 (1003 amino acids)
Biological process (GO): clathrin coat assembly; clathrin-dependent endocytosis
Cellular component (GO): plasma membrane; clathrin-coated pit; clathrin-coated vesicle
Source: RefSeq, a predicted model, not a curated record
CGACGCGACCUGCAGCACAUACACACGUCGCCGCGCGCCUCAGUGUUGAACGUACGUUGAAGCGAGCGAGCGGUUGUGUACUGGGUCAGUCUGCGUGAAGUAGAGUCAGUCGUCGUCGCGCCACACACAAUCACACUACUGUGCAGCACUACGUUAUAUACGUAAUCCCGUGCUGUGCAGCGAAUAGGCGCAGUCUCUCGAAUGUGAGGAAGGAAUCCGACUAUAGCUGCACGCACCAUCCCCGUCUCCUCGUCGCGGCCGAGCUAUCUCGUACCUAUAUACAGAGGAGCCGUUACGAAAGUGCCGGGACGACGACGAUGAUCUGAGAGAGAAGCGCGAGCUGCUUAGCAAGCCCGUCCUUGCUGUGCGUGUGCUCCUCGGCCCAUCAUGACCGUCGACUUUGCCGAUUACUUUUGGGGUGAAAAGAAUAAUGGAUUUGACGUGCUCUACCAUAAUAUGAAACAUGGAGUUGUGGCGAGCAAGGAAUUGGCAGACUUCCUGCGCGAGCGCUCGGCCAUCGAGGAGAACAACUACAAGCUUCUCAGCAAGGUAGCCAAGCAGGCGAGCAACAGCAACAGCACCCAAGGAACUUUUGCACCUCUCUGGGCUGCACUCAGAGGUGCAGCUGAGAAGCUCGCCGGAUUGCACCUGCAGCUGGCUCAAAGAGUGUCUGAGCUCAUCAAGGAUGUAGCAAAGUAUUCUGAUGAGCUUCACAAGAAACACAAAGCGGUGAAAGAAGAGGAAUCCUCAACACUAGAAGUUGUCCAAAGUAUUCAAAGUAUUACAAUAACUCUCCAAAAAACCAAGGAUACCUGUUUGCAGAGGGGACUUGAAUUAGAAAAAUUAAGGAAGGAUAAUGCAAGCCAGAGGGAAUUGGAAAAGGCUGAAAUCAAGUUUAAAAAGGCACAAGAUGAUUACAAGAAUUUGGUCGACAAGUACACGGCUAUACGAAACGAUUUUGAGACCAAGAUGACACAGGCGUGCAGGCGAUUCCAAGAUGUUGAAGAGACCCAUUUGAGGAGUAUGAAGGAAUUCUUAAACACCUAUGCGGAUGUCCUUCAGUCGAAUCAUGAACAAGUUGGACAGGUGCAUAUAGACUUUAAGCGACAGUGUCUUGAUAUGACGGUUGACAAGUUAUUGGAACAAUUUGUUCAAAGUAAAUAUACGGGAUUUGAGAAACCAGAGGUGAUUGAAUACGAAGAGGUAUUAACAAGCUUAGCCGAGAUGACUAGCCAAACGGGUCAAGAGAAGAAUUCCGAAGCCCCCAAAGAAAUUUCUAAAGGAGCGAACGGAGAAACUGGUGUUGCGGGUAACUCACAGGCAUUAAAAAAAAUUCAAGGGGGUAAAAGGGAGGGUUUUUAUACCACUGGCAGGGAUAAGUCAAAGUUGCACGAUAAGGAAAAGGAAAAGCCGAGCGAGCGAGAAAAUGAGUGUGUUCAGGCCCAACAAACUAAAGCCUCACGUCGUACCACUUCGUUGCUCAACCUUUUCAUGUCCAACUCCCAGGAGAGGCAAAGACAAGCAGGCUCUGGUUCAGCUCCUGUCACUCCUCAGGAAAAUUUGUCUCCUGCCGUUCCGACUCCCAGUAUCUCCAGGAACCCUCUCAGAGGAUCUAAAUUGGUAGCAAAUUUCGUAAUGCCGCCGCUCUGCACUCUAUUAGAAAACCAAGGGUUCCUGCGAAGUCGGCGCGAGAAGAGGAAGGAGAAGAAGGCGAAGAAGAAAAAGGACUCGGUAGAGACGGCCAGCAACAAAGAAGACAAGUCUGACCCAGAGGACAAGGAUCAGGAUAGUCGAAAAUCGGGGACUCCGACGCCAGAAGUGGACGAGGAUGGCUUCUGUAUCAAGCCAAAAACGGAUCCCUGGGAGAACGAGAAGGGCUUCUACUCGAGCUCGGACACGGAUUCGGACGACGAGAGGGAGAGGAAAAUACGGGUGGAAAUCAAGCCGCUGAGCAACGGAGGUGCGCCCAUGAGCGCAAGCGUCGAUGAGCUCAGGGCGACUGUUGAGAAUCUGUCGUUGUCACCUGCUCCCACGGGUCGGAGAGGCUCAAGCACAGAUUCGGAUCACCACAUGAAGAGGUCACAGUCUGUCUCCCAGCAACUGGGUGUCAAACCAAGUUCAGAUCUGCUGAACCUCUUUAAUCCGAGCAGCACACCGUCGAGCGCCUCGACGCCUACGGGCAGUCAUCCGUAUGCUCCGCUGCAGAGUCCACCGGGACUCUCAUCUUCGCCAAUACCCACGAUGCCUCCGCCGCCCCAGUCGGCUCCACCGCUACCGCGAUUCCCUGAGGGAGAUCUAUUUUCCGAACUUAACGAUGUAACGCCGGCACUGCCGCCGAAACAGUCGGCUACUCCGACGGGCUCCUCCAUCGCGAUCCCCCGACCUCCCUCGCGAAGAGGUGAUGCCAUCACGAGGGGACGAAUGUCGCCGGCCACGAUAUCCCGGGCGGACAGCGUUGCCAGCCUCGAGUUCCGCACGGCCGGCGUCGGGGUAGGUUCCUCGAGGGGCCCGUCACCUUUGACUAUUGGUCUGGCCGACACGAUACCGCUGGCUGUCGCUUUUCACGAGAUUAUUCACUCCUAUUUUCGAGGCAGCGACGAGGCGCGCUGCCAGGUCAAGCUUUGUGGCGACAUGAUGCUUUCCUUUCCCGCCGGUAUUGUUGCGGUAUUUGCAACUAAUCCUAAUCCGGCGAAACUCACUUUCAGACUGAAAAACAGCAAUAGACUCGAAAGAUUGGUUCCCAAUAAUACGCUGAUUAGCAUGGACGUUACUCAAGCGACUGCUGACAGUACACUUUUUGAAUUCAACAUGAGUGCCUUAACCGCAUUGUUGCGACGACAAGCUGAACAGAAUCCGGCCGCCUCGUAUUUUAACGUUGAUAUUCUUAAGUACCAAAUUAAAAAUAAAGAGGGCGCGGGUUCCUGUCCUUUCCAAAUAGUUGCAUACUGGAAGUGCAAUCCAACACAUACGGAUUUGAAGGUUGACUAUAAAUACAAUAGUAGGGCGAUGGCGAGCCCUACUCCGUUGCUGAAUGUUCAAGUUUCGGUACCGAUAGACGGCGGAUUUAAAACUGUCCAAAGCAAACCUAAUGCACAGUGGCUGCCAGACACAAACCGGCUACUGUGGAAGUUUACCGAGCUGUCACAACACACCGAAGGAGCUGGUGUCGGGUCCCUAAGAGCUCGCGUUGAGCUCUCCCGCGGUCCGGGAAACCAGGGGACGAUUUUCACUCAAUUCAACUGCGAAGGGACCACUCUAUCCGGCGUCGAGUUCGAAUUAGGCGGUCCUGGUUAUCGAGUUAGCUUGACCAAAAAGAGAUUUGCAUCUGGAAAGUAUCUUUGCGACGGAGAUGUUGACGUACGAACUCGCUACGCUGCGCCACCAUCGAAUGUUGAAUAAGUUCACUCGAGUUCCGAAUAGACUUGUACAUAAUUUUUCAUAUUAAAAUUCUUUUACUAUUAUAAGAGAUUUCUAAUUGACUAUGCCAUGUCCGUAUAAGCAGUUUCAUUUCAACGAAGCAACCGACGAUAUUAUUUGCAAACGAUUUUCUACAUCAAGUCUUCUUGACUAAUUCCAACUUCAGGAAACUUCCUUGUUAUAACAUAAAGCCGCGUUUGUCUUUUAACAAAUAUCAGAUAUAAUGGUCCUUACAGAUCAACUUGUAGAUAUGGACUGAAAUCACAAAGGUCUUGAAGAAAGGACCUUAAAUUUUUUGUAAAAAUGUAUAUUAUGCAAAAAAAUAAAUUUUUUAUAUCCUUUGAAUGAAAAACGUUAAAAGUUUUUUUUUUAUUCUCAUUAUGUUAUUCAGUAUGACUGAAUAGAAUGCAUUACGUUUGUAUGAAUAUAUUUAACUGAAAGUGCCUGUCAGUGUUGUUAUGUAACCAAAUUAAAGAAGAAAUCAAAAACUUACCAAUACAUACAAAAUACUGAAACAAAAAGUAAAUAAAAUUCAGUGAAAUAACUACAAAUUCAUUUGAAUACAUGUUUAUAAAGCUUUGUUGUUACUGUAGAAUAAAGAAUUAUUUUGUAAGAACGCUGGAACUAAUAUAAAUUGUUAUGCUAUAAUUUGUAAAAAAAAAUUUUAUACUUGAGCAAGUGUUUUUAGGUAAAAAUUAAAAAAUAUACUUUGUUAAUAACAAAAAUAUCUUAAAUUAUCACAUAAACGAACCAUCAAUCAUAAGAUGAACAUAACAGAAAUUUGAUUGUACUGGAAAUUUAAUAAAUCAACUUAUUUUGCAUGCCAAUUCAGUCAUUUUUUAAAUAUUUUAUUGUAGUAACUUAUUUUCUAUUUUCCUGUAUAUUGAAUGGUUUAUUUUCACUCUUAGAAUUAUAUUUUACGUUGUUGGAUUAUCAAACAUGAAUCCUUUCAUAUGAAUUAGCAUAAUAAAAUUAGACAUCUUUUUAUUUGUAAUUUGUAAUUUAAUUUACGUACAUUAUGUGUAAAACCAAAGAAUUUUUAGAUUCAAAAACAAAUGUAUUUUUUGUGGAAAUAAAAGCCAUUAUAAGAGAAAAUGCAUUUCUUUUUAUUUAAUCGAUGUGUAUCCUUCUUAUAUAUAUGACAUUAUACAUAAAUGUUGUUCACAUUACACCUGUGCACCUCCUGUGAAAGAUGAGCAAAAAGUUUUCUUCUCAACCUUUUUUUCAUAUGAGAUUGUUGAUAAAUACAAAAUUAUUACAACGAAGAAUUUCAACAGUUUUCAACAAAAAUAUGAGAAUACAUCCAAUACAUUUCUGCAUUCCUGACUUCCUCACUGAUCUUCAUUCCGAAAAAGUACAUCUGUACACACAGAAUUAUAAAAAAGGGACACAUACAACAAUAACAUGUGCGCAAUUCAAAAGCACGAAAAAUAAUUUUAUAUUUAUACCGUUUGAUACUUUUACUCUUUCAUAGGACAGUGUUUGCAUAUGCUUAAGAGAAGGGCUAGUCAGAAAAAAGAAACGCUCCCGUUUAUUAUAUUCAUACUAUUGUAAAUACGCAUUUAAUUUUAAAAAAGGCAAAAAUAUAAUAGAUAAGGUAGACGCGUUAUAUUGUCUACAUGCUCACACUCUUGAUAGAGAGAAUCACAGUUACAGACCAGAGGUGUUGAUAGUUGAAAAAGUUAUGCUGUAUCGAAAACCUUAGGCAUUGAAAUCGACUUAUUAAACUCCUUUUUAUAAUAAAUUUCAACGCCAAAAUAAAUGCAGAAGCAUAAACUAGGUAUGUAUUUAACAUUGCAUUAUGCGCAUUUAUAAAGUUAAUAUCAAGUAUUUAUACCAACAUAUACAGAGAAAAAUGUACAAAUAAGGAACCCGCUGACUAAAAAAUCUUAUUCAUUCAUGAUAAGCACGCUGAAAAUCCAUAUCAUGUAUUUAUAUUUAUGAUUAUAAAUUAAUAGCAUCGUUUUUAGGAGAAAUAAUGAUACAUUACUACGACUUCA